AUGAGAGGAUUUUUUCUCCAAAAUAAAACAGGUUUGAAGGAGCGGUUAGAGAACAAUGAAACCGUAAUUGUGGCGGAAGGUUAUCUGUUUGAAUUUGAGAGAAGAGGCUUAUUAAAGGCGGGAAGUUUUGUACCGGAAGUAGUAUUAGAACAUCCGGAACUGGUUCGUCAACUCCAUGAAGAGUUUGUCAGGGCCGGAAGUGACGUGGUGCUGGCCUUUACGUACUAUGGUCACCGGGAGAAACUGAGGAUCAUUGGUAAGGAAGAUCAACUGGAAACACUGAACAGACGUGCUUUAAAAAUCGCCCGGGAAGUAGCAGACGAGACUGGUACAUUAAUGGCGGGAAAUAUAUGUAAUACAACGUUGUACGUAAAAGACGACGCAGACGCCAUCGAGAAAUGCAGAAGUAUUUUUAAGGAACAGAUAGAAUGGGCUGUAGAGGGAGGAGCAGAGUUUAUUGUUGGUGAAACUUUUGCAGACCCGGGAGAAGCUCUUUUGGCUCUGGAGUGUAUCAAAAGAUAUGGAAGGGGUCUACCGGCAGUAAUAUCGAUGUCCCCAUUUGCUAAAGAUACAACUUACGAUGGUUAUUCUUACGGUGACGUCUGUAAACAGCUGGAAGAUGCAGGCGCGGAUGUGGUCGGACUGAACUGCGGGCGAGGACCAGCUACUAUUACGCCAUUAAUCAAAGACGCAAAACUCAAAUGCAAGGGUCCACUAGCCUGUCUCCCUGUAACUUACAGAACAACCGAAAAACAGCCAAACUUCCAGAGUCUUGCAGACCCCGUAACAGGUCAGAAGGCGUUUCCAGUCGAUCUACCAGCUCAUACUUGUGGACGGACAGAAAUCAGAGAAUGGGCAGAAGAAAUGAAGGCUUUAGGAAUCCAGUAUAUAGGAUUAUGCUGUGGAAAUGCGUCCCAUUAUCUCCGAGAGGUGGCUGAAGUUUAUGGUCGAUCUCCGCCAGCUAGUCGCUUCUCAACCGACAUGUCCCAGCAUUUUGUGUUCGGGAACCGGAAAGACAACAACCCUUACUAUACGGAAACUAUGAGGAAUUAUAUGGUUCAGUAAAUAUAGCUUGUAAUAGAUAUAGCAUAUUAUUAGAAAUAAAAUUUACCUCCUACCUU
Molecule: messenger RNA, 1121 nt
Organism: Lottia gigantea (owl limpet)
Lineage: Eukaryota; Metazoa; Mollusca; Gastropoda; Lottiidae
Exons: 7
Coding region: 1-1065 (354 amino acids)
Molecular function (GO): zinc ion binding; methyltransferase activity
Source: RefSeq, a predicted model, not a curated record